This is a messenger RNA of Bombus huntii, 726 nucleotides long. RefSeq lists its product as uncharacterized. Gene Ontology annotation, cellular component: mitochondrion; mitochondrial small ribosomal subunit. The record is from RefSeq and is a predicted model, not a curated record. Gene Ontology annotation, biological process: mitochondrial translation. Bases 84 to 665 code for a protein of 193 amino acids. The transcript has 2 exons. Lineage: Eukaryota; Metazoa; Arthropoda; Insecta; Hymenoptera; Apidae. Gene Ontology annotation, molecular function: structural constituent of ribosome.
UACGUGGUGUAACAUUGACCGAUGGAGCACAGAGACAGAAACCUAACCUCAUCUCUGUGAAGGAGAAAUUAGUCAAAACAAUCAUGGUGAUAAAAUAUAUUGGUCGGACACAUACCUUUAAGGGCAAACCACUAUGGGAAAUAUUAGGAAAUUUGAAGAACCAUGGCGUAGGUAGAAUCGUAAUACGAAGUGCUCAACAAAAAUAUCCUGAAGUAUCUUACAUGAGGAUAUUGAAAGUUGUUGGCUUACCAGAUACUUCAAAACAUAUACAUGACCCACGGAAAGUGAUGGUAUUGGUGGAAAAAGUUUUCAGAGGUCAAAAAUCUCCUACGCUAGUACAGAUGGAUGGAGCAACCUAUAAACCAGAUUAUGUGUUGAUUCCCAAGGAUCAAGAGGCAAAAUAUACAAACGAAACUAAAGUACAGCAGCUAAGACUCAUGCCGCGAACAACCGACUUUCCACCUCUUUUGAAAAAGAUAUUAACGGAGAAACAAGGAAAAGAUACUCCUGAUUUAAAACUAAAAAUUGUAUAUAGUACUUUAGGCAUUAAAAGUUAUAGAGUUGCCGAAGAAAAUGAAACUCCUACGGUUGAAAUAAAAAUGGGAUUAGGAAACCCAGUAAGUCCUAGUUUAUACAACAAUAUUAAGCAGGAGGAUGCAUCGUGAAUAUGAUUCAAUAUGUGCAUUGUAUCUUAUAAUUUAAUAAUAAAGAUUAAGCACUUUUUAA